AUGCACAUUGAGAGUCUCUUGGGAUGGCUCGGGGUGCUCUCUCUGAGCACCGGAGCUCUGUCUCAUCCUUACCAUGACGGGUGGAACGAGUACGCGCAUGGCAAGCGCCAUCUGAUAGCCAGACAGCAACCUCUGUCAAACACCACGAGACCAGCAUCGUCAACGCAGCCACCCAUUACACCUGAUCCUCGGUCAUCCACUCGUAUCUCGUCGACAUUCACAACCAUUGGAACAUCGAGCUCGGCCCCGGCAACCUCUACACUCUCCGGCGGCGAAACCGUCGUUGCUGUGAUAGGUGCGACAUACGUAGCCGGUGCGGGCGGUGCAACUUUGAUGGUCGGCGGUACACCGCACACUCUCGCCGCAGGGACCAUCGUGACCAUCACUGCCGGGGGUACUAACGGCGAUACCCCGGAGAUUGAAACGGUCUCAAACCCGAACCCCACACAGAACCCGAGAACCUCGGAUCCGGUUUCCCGGCCCGCGUCGUCUUCUGCACCAUUUAGUCCAACCCCCACAUCUUCGGGGUCCCCGACAUCAUCAUCGGCAACACCGUCAUCUACGGAGUCACCAACGCCAUACAUCAUUCUUACCUCGCAAAAUGCCACAAAGGAAGAAAUUCAGAACGUGAACAGCACGCUCGCUAAGGAUGCCACUCCCAACUCUUUGUCCGAGGUUACCAGUGAUCGCACUGGUCUUGUGGUCUUCUUCAAGGCAGCGAUAAGCUCUAGCCAGGCUGACUCCAUCGGAAAGCAGCCAGGGAUUGCGGGGGUUACCCCAGACGAGAAACUCGAGGAAGAGCAGCCACCCUCUUCAUCGGCCCCACCAACUUCAGCGACACGCCAUCCGUCUGCCACUGGUCCCCCAGGCUCUCCGAAGACGAGUGUUCCUAACCCAGGCGACAUAAGACUUCAAUCUGAUGCCGUUGACGAGCUCAAGGCGAUCUCGCAACCUGCUGGUGCAAGUCUUGCUGAGCUCCCUGGCUACGGCUAUGCAUCUGAAGCUGGCAAAGGCGUCACCAUCUACGUGAUAGACACGGGUGCCAACGCUCAGAACACUGAAUGGUCUGGCAUGCCUGGGUCUAAGGCAUUCAUGUAUGCCCCCGGUGCCACGCAGGAAGAGACAGACUUUCUGAAUCACGGCUCAUGCGUGGCUUCCAAGGCUGGCGGGCCUGCUUACGGCACUGCAAAGGACGCAGACAUGGUCGCAGUGAAGCUGCCUAGUGAUUUGUCAAUCUCUGCCAUCUUCACUGCCUUGGUAGAAAUCAGUAAUGAUGUAUACCAAAAGAAGCUAGAAGGAAAGGCUGUCAUCAACAUGUCUCUUGGAUCACGUAUUCCGGACAAAUUGUCCUCCACCACAACUGCAUACAAGCUCCUCCUUGUAGCGCUGAUGGCCGAGGAUAUUAUCAUCGUUACCGCUUCGGGAAACGACGCGCAAUUCGGUGUCGACGAUGUUACCGAGUACCCCGCUCUUUUCGGCCCUGAUACCGACAUUAUUGUGGUAGGGGCAGUCGAAAACGAUGGGUAUCGUGCCUUCUUCUCUCAAGGUACCGGAAGCCAGUUGACUGUCUCUGCUCCUGGCUUCGUCGACUGUGCAUCUGGAAGAUCAAGUGGAUCACAGGAGCUUUAUGGCACUUCUUUUGCCACCCCUGCCGUUGCUGGUGUUGUCGCCGUCUGGCUCUCCCAAGAUGAGCACCGGGACAGGCUUCAGGUCCCUGGAAAGGUCGCCGCAAAUGUCAAAGCUAUGGUUCAGUCUCUGGCAUAUUCCAGAGUUGAAGGAGAGCCAGCAGUCAUUUGGAAUGGCUGCGCCGUCGGGUGGAAGCUGUCAGGCAACUUCUGCAGCACCAUCGAGCAUUGCCAGCUCUACUCCGCCAGCGUCGACUGCUACUGUUGUGCCCACAUCGGCGGCAGUCACUUCUGCGGCACCGUCGUCGUCAGCCUCAGCCCAACCCUCUCCGCCGCCGAAGCCCACGUGGAGCGAUAA
Molecule: messenger RNA, 1983 nt
Organism: Colletotrichum karsti
Lineage: Eukaryota; Fungi; Ascomycota; Sordariomycetes; Glomerellales; Glomerellaceae
Exons: 7
Coding region: 1-1983 (660 amino acids)
Biological process (GO): proteolysis
Molecular function (GO): serine-type endopeptidase activity
Source: RefSeq, a predicted model, not a curated record